UUCUCGGGAGAGAGGGAGGAAAGGGACAGCAUGAUGGUUGCAACCCAGUCUCACUCCUAAUUAAUUUCACUCGUUCCUUAUUCCAACAAAACUUCGCAAUGGCCGAUCGCCUCGUGGGUCUCAGCAUGCUCGUCGCAGCGACUGCCGUCUUCGUCUACUACACCGUCUGGACACUGUUCAUGCCCUUUGUUGAUGACGACCACAUCCUUCACUCUCUCUUCCUCCCACGCGUCUGGGCUAUCCGCAUCCCCGUCAUCCUCCUUAUUCUCGGUACCACCGUCGUUGGCAGCUUCGUCUCGGUAGUAAUGAUUAAGAGCAAUCGCAAGAAGGCACUCAAGGCCCAGCAGAAGAAGGCAUCAUAAACGAAAUCUAGCCCUAGAUAUAGACUGGGCUUUGGAGAAUGGGGUGAAACCCAUCACCCGUAAAAGGGGUCUCAGUGUAACACU
Bipolaris sorokiniana ND90Pr is the source of this 446-nucleotide messenger RNA. RefSeq lists its product as uncharacterized. Bases 99 to 362 code for a protein of 87 amino acids. The transcript is spliced from 3 exons. Gene Ontology annotation, cellular component: endoplasmic reticulum membrane; dolichol-phosphate-mannose synthase complex. The record is from RefSeq and is a predicted model, not a curated record. NCBI's taxonomy places the organism in Eukaryota, Fungi, Ascomycota, Dothideomycetes, Pleosporales, Pleosporaceae. Gene Ontology annotation, molecular function: enzyme regulator activity. Gene Ontology annotation, biological process: GPI anchor biosynthetic process.